Haplochromis burtoni (Burton's mouthbrooder) is the source of this 3261-nucleotide messenger RNA. RefSeq names its product retinol dehydrogenase 13. The transcript is spliced from 7 exons. The record is from RefSeq and is a predicted model, not a curated record. NCBI's taxonomy places the organism in Eukaryota, Metazoa, Chordata, Actinopteri, Cichliformes, Cichlidae. Bases 1488 to 2579 code for a protein of 363 amino acids.
UUGCAAUGGGCCCGUCACAGGGCGAUGACGCAAAAUUUACGCGCGUGUAACCUUGUCUUCCUACUCAGUAGUGUUUCUAAAUCAGGCGUGGAUACGUUAGUUCGUUUUUGAUUGUUUUUUUUAUUCCGAAGUUAUGAGCAGAUAUAUUUUACCCGUGUCUGUCUUUGGAACAGUGUUUGGAUGCGCUGUUUUACUGAAGUGAGUAACUAAUCAUCAUCAUGAGGACACUGCGAUGUUUCUGGGUGCUUAAUUCACACUGGAAAUGUGUCAUUUGCUGCUCAAGUGCAUUCAAUUCAGUGACAGAGAGUCGUCAUACUGGGUAUUGUCACGUUAUUUAGUAGUUUUUGGAGUAACUGAAAGGGAAACACUUCACUCUUACACAACCCCACAAGGUACAGCCUUCUUGGCUAAAUGGUAUAGCUGAAUAGAGCCGAUUUUACAGAUUCAAAAGGUGUUAAUGAAAUUCUGUUCGCACAUUAAAGAGCGUGAAGGCAGGGUGAUUUUUGAUGCUCUGCCUUACUUAGUUAGAACAAAAACAAGAACAUUUUGGGUAGUGCUGUGCAAUACUUUUAACCUAUAAAGGAAGCUUAUUAUAAGCAAUUUAUUUAUCCAACACAAUUCAUCGGGCUAUAUACUGAACUUAGAGCGGGCAAUACAAUAUCAAGUCGAUACCGGAUCAGGUUUUUUUCUGGUAAUGUGAUGAAACACAAAUAAAACCGGCAGAAUGAACAUUUCAGACACUGUGUUAAUGCAGGCUCCCUUCUCAGACUGACACACUGUAAAGCCUCUCUGAUUUCAUUUCAUUAACCUAACCCAUGCAUGUGUUUGGACUGUGGGAGGAAGCCGGAGAGCUUGCAAACUCCCCAUUUGAACCCAGGACCUUCUCACUGUGAGGAACGUCCUGUUAAAUAAGUACAAAGCACUUUACAGGCAAUAAUCCUGUGUGGUGGCAUGUUCUCCCUGGGUACCCUGCCCUCCCACGACCCUGACUUGCCCAGUGGUUAAGAAAAUCGAUGGCUGGAUAGAAAAACAACAGUAAUGCUGAGUUAUAAAAGCAGCUAUGUAGAUUAGCUGCUGCAGGCCAAUUAAGCUGUGAACUGAGAUCUGAGGGUGGUUAUGUAAUGUUCACAGGUGUGACGACCUCUGGUUGUUUGCUCGAGUGAAAUAAAUCUUGCCGCUCUUCUCAUAUCUUACUUUCUGCAUGCCCUCGCCUCCUCUCUUUGUGUUUUAGGCUUACGAUGUUGAUUUAUUCGCCUGAACUGAAGAAAAACCCACUUUAGGUCAAGUCUUGUUGUUUUUAAACGUGGCGUAUCAAUAAAAUUGACUUGACUUAACCUCCCACCUGAGAUGCAAGCAGAGCAGGCGAGAAAGGAGUCAGGGCCUUUAACAAACUUAGAUGUUGCUUCAGAGCUGUCAUUCUAAAGCAGUCCCAGCAUAAUGUGAGAUGCACCUGAAUCAUCUGCUCACUGUUUUGCUGAUGCUGCCAGAUGAGUUGGCAGAAAGUUUUGACACUCAGUGAUCUGUGUGUCAUGCUCACGGCUUCUUUUUGCUCCUUCUCGAGAGACCGUAUGACUGGAGGCCGGUGUCCUAGUAAGGCUACCAUUAAUGAAAAGACUGUGGUUAUAACAGGAGCUAACACAGGCAUUGGAAAAGAGACUGCCCGAGAACUGGCAAGAAGAGGUGGUCGGAUUAUUAUGGGAUGUCGCGAUACGGAGAAGUGCGAAGCAGCUGCAAAGGAAAUUCGGGGGAAAACCCUGAAUCCUCACGUUUAUGCACGUCGCCUCGACCUGGCCUCCAUGAAGUCAAUCCGAGAGUUUGCAGAGAGGAUCAAACAAGAGGAGCCGCAUGUGGACAUACUGAUAAACAAUGCUGGGGUCAUGAGGUGUCCACAGUGGAAGACAGAGGACGGCUUUGACAUGCAGUUUGGAGUGAAUCACUUAGGCCACUUCUUACUGACGAAUCUUCUGCUGGAUAAGUUGAAAGAGUCCGCCCCCAGCAGAGUGAUCAACCUGGCCUCUCUCGCCCACAUUGUUGGAAAGCUUGACUUUGAGGACUUGAACUGGGAGAAAAAGAAGUUUGAUACCAAGCAGGCGUACUGUCAGAGCAAGCUUGCCAAUGUUCUGUUCACCAGAGAGCUCGCCAAGCGAUUACAAGGCACAGGAGUCACAGUGAAUGCGGUGCACCCGGGAGUUGUUGCCACGGAGCUCGGGAGGCACACUGGCCUUCACCAAUCACAGUUCUCGAGCUCUCUGCUCAGUCCCUUUUUCUCAUUGUUGGUGAAAAGCCCAGAGCACGGGGCCCAGCCCAGCGUCUACCUGGCCGUGUCUGAGGAGCUGGAGGGGGUGACGGGGCGGUACUAUGAUGUUAUGACCGAAAAGGAACCAGCGCCCCAGGCCCUGGACGAUGAGGCAGCUUGUAGGCUGUGGGAAGUCAGCAGCAGGCUGGUGGGUCUGGAGCACGAAGGACAGCCCAGCGUGUCAAACCCAUCAGCGGAAGGCCAGAACAAAGCUGCACAGACAAACCCAGCGCAGACACUCGGGCAGAAUGUAGGAGCAGCUGUCAGCACUGUAGGCCUAUAGGUCCUCUGAGCCAGCAGGAAAUAAUGGACCUUUAUCACUUGAGCUGUGCCAGACACAGGAACAAUUCUCUGUCUCAGACUUUGAGUCUGAGUGUCUCUAUAAUUGCAGUCUUUUGUAUGUUCAUUUAUGUUCCUGCCUCAGGAUGUUCUCUCUUUUAAAGAGAAUCUGUAACUUUGAAACACACUUAUGGAUUCAAAGUUACAUCCAGUUUGUAUUUCUGACUUUUCUCUGCUUGUUCUAGUGAUAAAAUGCAAGAAGUUUUAAAAUAAAGUGCUACCAUGUCAUUAUGAGCAAAAAAGUGAAAGAGGGUUUUCAACAUACUCCUAAAAGCCUACCAUAAAACAAACAUAAUGUUGUUUUGUUUUUUAUGUCAAAAUCACACCAACGUCCUGCUUUCUGUGGAGUUGAAACCUUGCACAUUAAAAUACACACCAGCAGAGGCUGUGUAUGGUAUGCUUUCUUUCACAAAGAGAGCACAAAAUCAAAUCUCCUUUGGUUGAAUCAUGUCUGUAAUCGGAGAAGAAAGCAUUGUUAUGCAGUCUUACUGGAGGACUGGAGCUUUGAAACUUUUUUUGUGAAUUCCGUCAUGAAAAGUUGAAAUAAAGCGCCACCUGCCUGCUUAAGAUUAAAAUACAUGUGCUGAAAACCACAUGAAACCCUAUUUAAGAGUUUGUGUUUUUUU